Messenger RNA from Tarenaya hassleriana, 2338 nucleotides. RefSeq names its product cyclin-dependent kinase G1-like. Lineage: Eukaryota; Viridiplantae; Streptophyta; Magnoliopsida; Brassicales; Cleomaceae. Gene Ontology annotation, biological process: regulation of mitotic cell cycle; protein phosphorylation. Bases 255 to 1973 code for a protein of 572 amino acids. The transcript is spliced from 5 exons. The record is from RefSeq and is a predicted model, not a curated record. Gene Ontology annotation, cellular component: nucleus. Gene Ontology annotation, molecular function: ATP binding; cyclin-dependent protein serine/threonine kinase activity.
GCGAGAUAUCGUGUCCUGGAAUUGAAAUCUAGGGUUUCGUUUUUCGUGUUCUUGUUUUCCUGGUCUGAUUUGAUUUCGCCAAAGAGUUCUUUCUCUGUUGGUUGAUUGUGUUUUUGAAUCUUUAGGGGUCUUCUGGGGUUUUCAUAAUUUGGGGUAUUAUCUCGUGUUUGGUUUCUUGGGUUUGUGUUUCUAUCGCGCUUUUCUUGAUCGCUACGUUCAAUUGUUCAUUGAGGAGAGACCUGGUUAUUAAUACGAUGGCGGCAGGGGGAGUUGAUGUCUCCAGAAGGUCUGUUGUCGUCGACUUGCCCAAAAAAGACUAUGAUUGUUACAAGAAUGCUUCUUGUGGUUUGUAUCGGAAGGCUGAGGGGCGUCAAAUCAGCCUUUGGUCUGAGCACGAUGGAAAGAGGAAGGAUUUGCAACAAGAUUUGUCCAAUGGAUUGGAAUUGGUUCAGCAACGCCCUGAGAAGAGGAAGUAUUCUCCUUUCACAUGGGAUAUAGAAGACAAGGUGGCCGCAGUUCAUCCUAAGAAGACUGUUAAACUCGCUUCUAGGAGGGGGAUUUCUUCUGAGAAUCAUGUCAAUGUUAAGAUGUCACUGGAUUUUCCAACUCCUAUUGAUGAUCUUGAGGAAGGUCAGUUGGAGGAAGAGGUUCAGGGACCUAAUAUUUUGAAGUCCAGAUGGGCAUCGGGUUUGGAUUCUCCAAAGGAUGUAACCGGAUCUGAUAAUGUUCCCAAGACUAGCAGAUGUAGUAGUAGCACUUCAACUCCUGAGAGUGGGGAAUUCUUGUUGGGGGAAUCUGAAGAACAUAAGUCCCAAUCGUUUGGGAGUGGUAGUGGGCUUCUAAGUGCUGAACGGCUCAGUGGUCAUGAAUGUUCAGAUCACGAGUUGGAGAGUCACAGUCAUAUGGAUAUAGAUGAAGCACGAUGUUACAGGUCUGAUGUUAACCUGUUGGACGUUGAAGAGCCAGACUCGUCGACCGAGGGAAGCAUGAACAUGCUACUGGGUAUCAGGAAUGUUGACGAAUAUGAGAAGCUAAACAAGAUAAGUGAGGGCACUUAUGGAGUUGUAUACAGAGCUAGGGAUAAGAAGACAGGAGAGAUUGUGGCUCUUAAAAAGAUCAAGAUGAACAUUGGUAGGGAAGAUGAAUAUGGAUUCCCUUUGACAUCUUUGAGGGAAAUUAACAUACUCUUGUCUUGCAACCAUCCUUCAAUAGUGAAUGUCAAGGAAGUUGUGGUGGGGAACAAUGAUAAUGUUUUUAUGGCCAUGGAACAUUUGGAACAUGACCUAAGGGGCUUAAUGGACCGGAUGAAGCAACCCUUCAGCACUAGUGAGGUGAAAUGUCUGAUGAUACAGCUGUUGGAGGGUGUGAAAUAUCUCCAUAGUAAUUGGAUUAUCCAUAGGGACCUUAAGCCAUCAAAUCUUCUUAUGAACAACAGUGGGGAUUUGAAAAUUUGUGACUUUGGCAUGGCUCGCCUGUAUGGGAGCCCUCUCAAGCCCUACACCCAGUUGGUUGUUACACAAUGGUACAGGACCCCUGAACUUCUUCUGGGAGCAAAGAAGUACUCUACGGCAGUUGAUAUGUGGUCAGUUGGUUGCAUUAUGGCUGAACUGUUGUCUAGAAAUCCUCUUUUCCAAGGGAAAGGUGGGAGUGAUAUUGACCAAUUGCGCAAGAUCUUUGCGCUCCUCGGAACACCAAGCGAGACAUCGUGGCCUGGAUUUUCUUCAUUGCCUGGUGCCAAAGCAAAUUUUGUUACGCAACCGUACAAUUUGUUGCGUAAGAAGUUUCCAGCUGCAUCCUUCACUGGAUCACCAGUACUUUCUGAUCUGGGGUUUGAUUUGCUGAGCAGAUUACUAAGCUGUGACCCUGAGAAGCGUUUAACAGUAGAUGAAGCUCUUAACCAUGAUUGGUUCCAGGAAGUUCCUCUCCCAAAAUCCAAAGAAUUCAUGCCGACUUUUCCUCCAAAAUGUACCUAAUAGAUCUAUUGUCGGCAGAUAUCAAAUGGUAUACGGCUAAGGGAAGUCAUUGGUUGUGUUUUGAUCUUUCUUCUGAUUGAGGAUUUUUCUGAUUCUUCUUAACACGUCUUUGAACAACAUGGAGCUUCAGCGUUAGCUAUUAUUUAUUGGAAGGAAGCAUCAUGACGUGCUUUUGUUACCUGGAGAGUUUCGUGGCUAGUAUGCAUUGUAUUCAGAUUGGAAUGUGUAUGUAUGAGUGAUCCAUGAAACUGCAAGGUGUUGGUCUUUUUCUCUCAUAUGAGAUGUAGAUCAGAUUGACAUCAAUUCUUGUACAUAAAUUGGUUCUAUUUUACCGGAAUAAUCAUUGAGUUAUGUCUUUCAGUUUA